Molecule: messenger RNA, 4499 nt
Organism: Pundamilia nyererei
Lineage: Eukaryota; Metazoa; Chordata; Actinopteri; Cichliformes; Cichlidae
Product: sushi domain-containing protein 3
Exons: 5
Coding region: 2082-3233 (383 amino acids)
Source: RefSeq, a predicted model, not a curated record
CAGUUUUCACGGCUGGAUGCUGGGCUGAGUUCCUGACUUCAGUGAACACAAGAAAAGGCUUAUCUUAUCUUGCAAGGCUACAAACAUGUGAUAAAAUGUCUCUUUAAUAUUUUGAAUAAAAUCCAUCAAAUAGGGUGCAAAUCAACCUGCUAGACUUGCUGUUUGACAUGAAGGUGCAAAAUUUAGAAGGUGUGCAUUCUUAGAUCUACUCAUCUCUCCCUUUUCUGCUGUAGGUUUGCUGACACAUUCAUGUGUGUCUCUCCAGCAUAAGCCAGCUAACCAUAGCAGCUCCCCUUCCUGUCAGGAGCCCUCUUUAAUCUGAAUUGACAUUAUGAGACCUUUGCUGAACAAAAAGCUGGACCUCACUUCAAAUCUUCGUAUAGCUAAUCUCACCUUCUGAUUUGACCAUCUGUCUCUUAAAACUGUUUUAAGGUGAUGAAACUGUCAGAAUCACAACAAUGGGGAAAAAAGAAACGCCAUUAAAUUCAAAGUGCAAAGAGAAAAUUUAAACAGAAAACAAACUCAGUUCUCCUGUGUUUAAGAUGUUUUGUCAGCCCGUACAUCCACCCCAACCUCCUCCCUAAGCAGACUUUGUGGUUCUAUAACCCCUAGUUUUUCCUUCUCCCAGUUUCUAUAGGCACUAAUAAAUCUAACAGUGGGUCCAGUGAACCCAGGAUUAAUAUUAUUGAAGGACAAGGUAAGAAGAAAAGGUGGCCAAACUUAAAAUUGCCAAUGCAGCAGAUUCACCAAGCAAAGAAAUUGCAUAAAAGUGCAGCAAAAUAGUGUGUUAGCACAAUCACCAAAUAGUACUUAUAGGUUUGCUUAGUUUUACAGGGGAUUUACAAAAGUUGUGCUCUUUUCAAACACAGGUGCAAUCAGUUCAUUUCAACAUCAAGUACAAAAAAUAAGAAUUGCUUUUUUUCUGUGGUAAAGAUUGGUGCAAUCAGCAGCAAAUUGCGUGUCGCAAACAUUAGUAAAUCUUUUCGCGGGCUUCAUUUAAAUAUUCUCCUCCCUGCAGUUUUGUGCUGUCACUUCAUUCUCUUUGUAAAUACCCACAGUAUUUUUUUACACCAAACACCAUCGGUGCAACGUGUUGGUAAAUCUGUCCCGUAGUCAGUCAAGUAGUCUGCUAACACCUGCUGUGCAGAGAUACUGGUAGACUUGACCUGAGGUGUCAGCCAUUCUAUGUUGGGCCAUGAGCUAAAUCAAGUAUUUGUUCUCUGUGCCACUUGGUGUGUUUCACUGCCUAUGUAGUCGAUAUGUUUGAGUUUGUUGCAGGACCUUGUGUUUUAUGCAGUCAGACUUUCUAACCACAUACUGUAUGGGAUAAAAGUUCCAGGCUUUCCAUUCUUUUUUUCUGCCAAAAGCUCUGGAAGCUUUAACUUCUCUUAGCAUGGUGUAGUCUAAUCUCCAGCUUGCAAUCUCCUAGCUGGCUGUCAUCGAGUAGCGAAUAAUCAUCAGUCUGAAUCGUUUAAUGUAAACACCAAUAUUCAAUGCUCCAUGCAUGCAACCUGCAAGAGGGUGAGAGGGGCAGAGAGGGAAAGAGCAGCCACCAGGAAUAUCAGGACUUAAGGCUGCAUGAGUUACAGCUCAGCACGGCUCAGCGAGUGAGUUACUGUUAUGCAAGAGCUCAGUCAGCCCAGCUGGAGAUCAGGGAGAGAGAGAGAGAGAGCAGCAGUCCGAGUGAGAGCACAAGCAAGUAAGCCAAGAGACGGCGAAGAGCAGGCUGGAGAGAAAACAGCAGCAAGUGAGCAGAGAGCAGGCAGAUUACAGCUGGAUCUACUACACAUGCAUACACGAACACACUUAUAUACACGCUGUCACGAUCCUUUCUUCUGUCUCAUGCCUCUAUGCAGAGCAGCAGCAUCAUGAGAGGACACACAGAGGGAGUUUACCUCUCUUCACCAAGGGAGUAAGGAAAAGAAGAGAGGAGAGGAGAAGACUGAAGAAAGCAAGACAGAGAAAAAAGGAAAGAAAGAAGAAAACUUUCCUCUACAGGAUCUUUCCUCCACGUUUUGAGACUUACCAUGAGGCUCUGAAUUCUCUUCCUCUCUCAUAGCUCUUCUUCAGUAGCUGAACCCAUGUCUCUAAAAGUGGCAGCCACCGGUAAAAGUGCCAGCACCCACCUCUUGAUGCUGCUGUGCCCCCUGCUCUGUGCUCUGGUCCCUGCUGGAGGCUCCACACUGAGCCCCGAGGACUCGCGGAGCACUGCUGCCACGUUGCUGCCAGAGGACUUGACCGGCACAACAAUACAACUCCAGCCAGACCUGCAGACUGAAGCCCAGACACCAACAGAAGCACAGACAGAAGCACAGACAGAGGCUCUGACAGAUAUGCAGACCCAGGGUGUCACCAGCAAUUAUACAGGUCUGUCCUGUAUGCCUGUCCUGCCACCACGUCGGGGUUCCUUCUACGUGGAAGGUGGAACAGGUGUGUCGAUCGGGAGUGCUUUGGCUUUUUGGUGCAGAGAUGGAUACCAGCUGGUUGGCAGCGACAAAAUCUACUGCCAUGUCAGGAAUGGUAAAGCGCAGUGGAGCAACUACCUGCCUGUCUGUGAAGCUAUCCCCAGGCCGGAGGACCGUGGACUGAGAGUGGCUGUGCUGGCCUCAGUCAUUAGUGGCAUUGUCAUCCUCGCCAUGUCCCUGUCCUUUCUCAUCUGCUGUCUGCAGGAGCGAUCCAGCCGGGACCGUUCCAAGAAAGAUGGACGGAUCAGACGCAGAGACAAGCGCUCCGCCCGUCGCAGCGAGUGCUGGCUGGAGAGAGAGGAGGGCGAAUGGGAAGCCUUCCCUCCACCUAAGAUCUUCCACCUGUCCCAGAGGAUGAACCCCCGUCUUGCUCCAGACAGCCCGCUCUACCUGACGGGAGGCCUCAGUGGAUACGAGAACAGAGGAUACCAAAGGAGUCAGGAGAGUCUGCUGAAGGCCUCCAUGCCCGGGCUCUACCGCUCCGAGUCUCAGCUUUACCCACAUGUUGUCCUGCAGAGGGUCCCAACGCCGACUGCACCGUCCGCUCCGACUGCUCCCUCGGCUCCUCUCUACCUUCACCUCCCUGACUCCUCUUCUGCCGCUUCCUCUCCCGCCCACACCAUCCCCCACAGCCAGCCACACGGCAUGCCACAGUACCCCACCCCAACAUAUCCUCCAAAACCCAAUGUAGUGCCAAACUACCACCACCCAACACCGGCGCCCAUCUAUCCCAACCCCAAUCCAACACCACAGAGGCCAUGGCAGUAAGCUACGUACUUCCGCUUCCAUUUUUUCUGGGCGUUGUGGUGCUCCUACUGAAGAACAGGCAUGUUCGGAGACACAUGAAGUCUUUUUACUCUUUCUUAUCCCAGAUUUCUCCCACAGAGGUCUGUCAGUGCCAAUAAUCUAAAGCAGACGUGUAGAAAUGGACAUGCAGCCAGCGUAGAAGCUCCCCUUUGUUGUGCAUGCUUGAUGGACUUCUCAGUUUGGACUGAGCGGGAACCUAACAACUUUUUUUCCCCUUGAUUCUCACUCAGAUGAAGCUAUGUUACCAGCAGGGGGAGACUGGUGGAGAAAACCCUGCUUUUGUUUAACAACCACCAGAUCGUCAUUACUGAAACCCGAUGUAGCCUAGCAACAAAGGGACACAAAGAGUUGUUAUUUAGAUUCCACUAAUUUUGUUCAUUGAAGGAAGACUUUGUUUAGGCAGCUCUCAGAAAUGUACAUUUUAAUAGCUAACUGUUUAGAAAUAAUCAGCCAUCAUCGCACAUAUUAUUCUCUUGAGCUAAAUAAAUUGACAGAUAUAUAUUUUUUGACAUAUCUUCUUGGAAUCUCACUCAUCUGUUAACCAGAGCCAUGUGUGAUGUAAUGAAAGCAGCUCUUGUUAAUACACUGAGGUAUUUUCCCACAAUGAAUGGGUAAAACACAGUAAUGAGGGCUUUUAUUGGCAGCAAGCGCCAUUGUAGCAACCACUGAGCAAAGCCAGCUUGUGUGGAUUUAACAGCACACUGGCUAUUGUUAAUUCACAUAUUCUUUCUUUCAACACUGUUAACUACUUUUAACUUUUUCUUCUGUCUGUGUCUGUUUAUGUUUCCUUCUUGCAGCUAUUUGUGUAGUACAAUAAGAAAAUUAAUAAGAAAAGCUUUAGUGAUCAGCACUGUGGCUGGUGAAACAUUCCAGCGUGGUUAUUUUGGGGACGCUUGUGGGUUAUAAUAAAAAAAAAUCAUCACGUUAUAAUUAAUUCUAUGACAACAUAUUUAAUUUUAUGAAGAUCUUUUGUGCAAUGUUAGUGAAACAUGAGGAAGUCAGGCACACUGAGUCUGCAGUGGGUGGAGAUGCUAAACCUUUAUUGUUCCUUUGAACUGUUUAAAUGCAUUUAAAUCAUAAACUGUGCAAGGCCCAUUUGCUUUUAUUUUUAAUAGAACACUAAUAAAUCUGCACUUUAACCCUUUUUUAAAUGGCUAGUCUUUUACUGUAAACUAUUUGUAUAACAACAGGACUGCCAUAAAUGCUGAAUAAAGAGAGUUCAAUAUG